Gryllus bimaculatus (two-spotted cricket) is the source of this 1457-nucleotide messenger RNA. Lineage: Eukaryota; Metazoa; Arthropoda; Insecta; Orthoptera; Gryllidae. The record is from the annotation of a GenBank genome assembly.
UGUGGAGCUUGGGAAGCAACUUGCCAAGAAGAUCGAACCUGAACUGGAAGAUGCUAAACAGCAAAUCUCAUCCCAUGACCCAUCUACUAAUGGACUCAUUAAUUUUAUUAAGUCCUACUGGUGAUGAGGUGCAAAAUUUCUUCCACAGUAGGCAUGGCUCAGACAGUUUGGUGGAAGGGUCACUAGCUUUCGCUUCAAUGUUCUUUCUGCAGCCAGGGUGAUAGGCUCUGUGUGGUGUAAUGUUGAUAUUGAUGUGAGAUGUAAAUUAUCAUUGUUAGGCUAGUAUUUUCUGUGAAAUACAAUACAAAUACAAAUUAUAGUUUAAUUAAACAUUGUACAUCAUGUCUGAGAAUGUUGAGUUCCUGUCGCAUAGUCUAAAUAUGGUUUUGAGUAAAUUAAAGUUGCUGAUCAGCCUCAGGUAUUUGUAUCUUUGUGAAUUUUAGUGAUUGUGCUCUAGAGAGUGUGACUUUAACAUUUUAUACAAUCCAGGAAAAUGUUCAUGAAAUUAAUUUUCGAUUUGCAAUAAUUAUGAAGUAUUGAUCCUCAAAGAGAAUUCUAUUUGAUUGAUUUCUGUACUACUGCCAUUUCAGUUAUUCUGCUGAUUGAACGUUCAUGCAAUAUUGACAAGAACUGAAUAUUCUGAGAUAUUCUGCGAUCUUCACUCAUUUUUAUUAUUUUUCUACUAGAAGAGAUUAAAAUGACAUUAACAGUGAUGAUUUUGAUCUGAAUAUAUUUAUUUUGUUGUGCCAUAUUCUAUUGGUAUUGGAGUGCUAUCUCAGAUGCAGUUAUAAUCAUGUGACUGAUAUUGUAAUACUACUUUAAAGAAAUAUUUGUACUACCUACUUUUUGUUUUUGAAACAGUGAGUUUGUUUUGAUAUACCUAGGUAAUUACUCAUUCACUGCCACAUAUAUUUUUGUAGACUUAUAAUGCAAACAAAUAGAAAUUCAUGAUAUCAUAGCUUUGAAAACUUUUGUCAAAUUUAGUUGUAAUAAAAAUGUAACUAAUAUGUGAAAAAAAUAUAAAUAUUUUUUAAAAAUAUGUGAAGUGUGUAGGAUAUCCUACAUUGUCACUGUGUGAAGCAAAUUAAAUUAAAUCUGAAAAUUGGAAAAUUUUUAAAUAUUCAAGGCCUUCAAUUUCAAGUUUCUUUUUACCGCUGGAUUUCAAACCUCAAAGUGGAAAAUUUUAGAUCCGAAGAGCUAAAUGAAGAAAAUUACAUAUUUGGUGCUGUUUUAUUCUUUAAGUAACUUCAUUAUGCAAGAGGUAAAUGAAUAAAAAUUGCUACCAGUUAUUGAAUUUAAAAAAAAUUCAGAGCAUUAAUUGAAUCCUUUAUUUCAGAAACCUGCCAAAAGCCAAAAUCUAAUAGAUGCAUUAGUAGAGGACUAUUGUUCCAAGAGAAUAGACAUAGUUUAGUGCAUAUUUAUAUGAAAAAUAUUCAUUUAUUAACUGCUUUAAUAAA